Molecule: messenger RNA, 1296 nt
Organism: Adineta steineri
Lineage: Eukaryota; Metazoa; Rotifera; Eurotatoria; Adinetida; Adinetidae
Source: the annotation of a GenBank genome assembly
AUGCUAAACGAAGAAUUAAAUCAUAUUAUUAAUGAUUAUGAUCAAUUUAAACAAAGAAUUAAUGAACAAAAACAAAAUCCAUUUAAUCUUUCAUUAAUAGAACAAAUUAAUCGAUGGGAAAUAAGUUCAAUUGAAAAAAUUCAACAAAAAGCAAAAGAUUAUAGAGAAUAUAUCAUUAAAUCUUUACAACCAUUUAUGAAUGACGUUGAAAUGAAAUUUAAAGAUUUACGUGAACAAAUAAGACAAAUUCAUCAAGAAAAUGAAUUUAAUGAAAUUAAUUUAAAUUAUUUUAGAAAUCAAUUGAUGGAUAUUACAAAAGAAUUAAAUAAUUCAACAAAUCUUUCUAUUCAACAAGAUUCACAAUCAUUUAUUAAUGAAAUUUCGAUUAUUUCAUCAAAAAAAUCGAAACUCAAUAAAUGGAAACAAAAUGCCAUCACUGUAGCUGCUGGAAAUGGCAAAGGACCGGAAUUAAAUCAACUCAAUAAUCCUAAUGGACUCUCUGUUAACGGAAAGAAAAAUAUUUUUAUUGCUGAUUUUUGGAAUCACCGUAUUGUUGAAUGGAAAUAUAAUGCAAAGAAAGGACAAAUCAUUGCAGGUGGAAAUGGUAAAGGAAAUCGAAUGGAUCAGUUAAAUAAUCCAACAGAUGUAAUUGUUGAUCAACAAAAUCAUUCUAUCAUCAUUUCGGAUCAAGGGAACAGACGAGUGAUUCAAUGGUUCAAUCAAAAUCAACAAAUUCUCAUUGAGAAUAUUCACUGUUAUGGUUUAGCAAUGGAUAAAAAUGGUUUUCUUUAUGUUUCUGAUUGGAACAAGAAUGAAGUGAGACGCUGCAAAAUGGGCGAAAAUAACAAAGGAAUUAUAGUGGCAGGUGGAAAUGGAAAAGGAGAUAAAUUAAAUCAACUCAACAAUCCUACUUUUAUCUUUGUUGAUGAAGAUCAAUCUGUUUAUGUAUCAGAUAAAGACAAUCAUCGUGUGAUGAAAUGGAUAAAAGAUGCAAAAGAAGGAAGAAUUGUUGCUGGAGGAAAUGGUAUUGGAAGAAAUCUCAAUCAAUUAUCUGCACCUAGAGGAGUAGUUGUUGAUCAUUCGAGUCAAAUCUAUGUGGUAGAUUGUGAGAAUGAUCGAGUGAUGCGUUGGUGUGAAGGAAAAGAAGAAGGUGAAAUUGUUAUUGGUGGCAAUGGAAAAGGAGAUCAAUCAAAUCAAUUGAAUUGUCCUCGUGGUUUAUCUUUCGAUGACGAAGGAAAUCUUUAUAUUGUUGAUUGGGGAAAUUAUCGAAUCGAAAAAUUUGAAAUAACUUUGUAA